CUCAUCACCCCGGCCUCUACGUGUAGGUGUAGCCUGCAGGGAGCACGGCCCAUUGUGGAAAAAGAAGUCAGACUGGUCUCAAACCUGCCGCCAGCGCGGACCGCAGUGGGUGGCACCAGGACAAGCCUAAUGUUUACAGUUGCAGUCGGUCAUGCUGGUGGCACUGUGGAGCAUUGGGCUGUUCUUCAGUUUGUUCACAUUUUGUUCUUCUUCAGAUAAGGACUGUAUCGUCGGUAUUGUGGGUCAUGCUGCGUUACUGCCCUGUUAUCACCAAAAUGAACUCUUAAGUUUUCAUAAUUUAUCAGUCGAGUGGAGGAGAGGCAAUGAACUGGUUUUAAAAGCUAAAUGGGAAGAGGAUGGAGAUGUGGUCAUUUGGAGUCUGAACCACGCUACAAUCCCACGCCGUGCUCCUAUUACCGGAAACUUCUCCCUUGAACUCCCAAAAGUCAGUGCAAAAGAAGACCAAAUGGUUUAUAGCCUGUUUGUGACCUCAGAUGAGAAUGACACUGUCCCACUCUGCUCCAUGUGUCUCCGGACGGCAGCCCGUUUCAGCUCCCCCCUACUCCAGAAAGAUGAAAUGGCAGAGAGUAACAGGACAGUGUUCCUAUGUCAGUCAAGUGGAGGUUUCCCAAAGCCCAAAGUGUACUGGCUCAUAAACGACACAGAGCAGCCCCCAGAAGACUCUGUUAGGACGAACGCCACACCCCUCCCGGACUCAAACCUGUACAACGUGACCAGCCUCCUCACCGUCAACAUCUCCACAGACGACAGCGUCUCCUGCUCCAUUCAGAACCAGUGGAUGAACGAGACACUCACCUCAAAAAGCAGUGGUGCAAAAGACAACACCAUUCGGAGUCGAGCAUCUGAGGGGAUGUGGAUGUUCAGCACAGGAUUGUGUGUAGCAGUGGGCAUCAUGGUGGGGGCUGGCGUGGCCUAUCAGAUCCACCUGGACCGCAUCAGUAAGAAGAGGAGGGUCCUGUAUGAAUCUACGAAAGCUCAAAGAAGAUACAAAAAGCACCAGUUCCUAGAAGAAGAAACACAGGAAGAAGCACUGACCUCAAAGGAGACCUGUGUCUGACGAUAAGCAUUAUAAAAAGAUAUCAAAACUGACUUUAAAUCACUCUUAAACUGGACACAUUUGUAUUUCACUGGAUUUACUUCAUGGACUCAUUUCUAUAAACAUGACUCUGCUGUUGUUUAUUGUUGUAAAUUAAAAUGAUAUUUUCCUUGUA
Messenger RNA from Boleophthalmus pectinirostris (great blue-spotted mudskipper), 1232 nucleotides. RefSeq names its product T-lymphocyte activation antigen CD80. The coding region runs from base 152 to 1078 and encodes 308 amino acids. The record is from RefSeq and is a predicted model, not a curated record. NCBI's taxonomy places the organism in Eukaryota, Metazoa, Chordata, Actinopteri, Gobiiformes, Gobiidae. The transcript is spliced from 6 exons. Gene Ontology annotation, cellular component: external side of plasma membrane. Gene Ontology annotation, biological process: positive regulation of T cell proliferation; cell surface receptor signaling pathway; immune response.